Amborella trichopoda is the source of this 2519-nucleotide messenger RNA. NCBI's taxonomy places the organism in Eukaryota, Viridiplantae, Streptophyta, Magnoliopsida, Amborellales, Amborellaceae. The record is from RefSeq and is a predicted model, not a curated record.
UCUCCAGUUUUUCGCUCGCGCUGAGCCACCCCUCGCUCGGCACCGUCUCGGUUCGGCGGCUUGCACAGUUCAACGCGAUCCUCUCUCUCUUUCUCUGCGUCGUGAUAUCUAUGCCCUUCUCUUCUUUUUUUCAGAAUCUUUGCCGGAAUUCGUAACAUUUGCUGGAAUAUUUGGAAUUUUGGCCGGACCUUUGAAAUCUUGCUGGAAUUUGUAUUGGACUUCUAGUUAUAAAAGAAAUUAUCCGUGGAAAGAUGUACUCUUUCUUCUAAAUUAUAUCUGGCGUUUCAUUGUUAUCAGAGUUUUUGUUUAACUGGAGAUUCUCGGUUGAUUUUAUUGAUUUCCACAGCGGUUACACCAGGUUGGAGAGAAGCUUCUUCAUCAGUGUAAUUUUCUGAGAUUCAUCAUAUAAGCAAUGGGUAGGGGCACAAAGAAUCAGAAGAUGGCCUCGAAAAAAGAAAUAGGCUCCAAAAGACACAGAAGAGGCUAUCAAAUUGAAGUCCAGGACUUCUCAGAGAGAGACAUGGAUGAUGAAAUCGAUGCCUUUCAUAAGCAAAGGGAUGUGAUUCCACUUGAUGUAAAUGACGAUGCUGGUAUCUCUGAUGAUGACAUGGAGCAGCCAAUUUUUGAUCUUGAGGAUGAAAUUGAAGUUGACGAUGAUGACGAUGACGAUGAUGACCAGCUUCCCAGUCUUGCUCGUAAAAUUAAAAAACAAGCAAAAUAUUUAAAGCAAAAGAGUGGUGGGGUUGUUGAUGAGAUGCAAGAUGAUUUUGCAAUAUGCUUCAAAUGGUUCUUUGCAUUACUCUCUCUCUUACGUAAUAUGUUUUACAGUUCUGCACCAGAGCUAGUAGGAUUGCUACCAGAUUUGAAUGAUGCACUCAAUCAACUUGAAAGUUUAAAGGAGUGUCUGGCAUGCAAGGAAAACAAUUGCAAAACUGGAGGAGUGAACCAUCUAGAGUUCAAGCGGGUCUUAUUGUUGGUCUAUUGCCAAUCAAUUGUUUUCUAUUUACUUCUCAAAUCUGAAGGACUUUCUAUUCGGGACCAUCCAAUUAUAGUUCGCCUUGUGGAGAUUAAAACCAUGUUAGACAAGAUGAAUCAGAUUGAGGGGACACUUCGUCGAAGAAUCAAGAAAACCCAUAAGGAGCGUGGAAUUGAGUCUCGAGCCAAUCUUGCUAGAAGUGGUGAUGCUGCUGAAAUCGAGUCUCCUUUACCAAAUAAUGAGCCACCAUUAAGCUUAUUAGCUGAAUCAGAUGAGGGUUUAUUGGAGGAGAAGCAUGAUAAAUCCAUGAAGCAUGACAAUCAAAAGAUUGAACCAUUGAGUAAAGAAAGUGUGGAAAUGCUCAGAGUGCGAAAAAUGCUCGAAGAAAAAUUGAAGCAGAGCGAAGUUUUUAGCUCACUUAUCACUGACCGUAAAGAAAAGGUUCAAAAAUUUGUUAAACCCACGAAUCGCAAAUUUGAAACUUUAGAUGAUUAUGAUGAUGAGCCUGAAGAUAAUAGAGUGUUGCCUGGUAAAGUAAGCAGUGACAAUGCAAUCAAAUAUCGCUCCAGUAAUCUCAAUCAAGUUAUAGCUAUGGCUGGCAAAAAGGACAAGAAGCAUAAGUUGGUUUCUGGGGACGAGGACCUACCUGCAAGGGAAGAUCUGGGAGAAAGGAGGAAAAAACAUGAACUCCAGAUCCUCAAGAGACUCCGAGACGACGACGAAGCUGAUGUUGAUGUUGAUGAUGAUGGUGAAGAGAAUACUGAGGAAGUACAGGGCUCUGAAGAUGAGUUUUACAGGGAGGUGAAACAGCAACGUGCUGCAUGCAUCUCUGCUAAGAAGGACAAGAAAUUGAGAUAUAUUUCACCGGUGCCAUCAUCUGCAAAGGAUGAAGAAGAAACUCUCGGAGAGCACAAUAGAAGGCGUAUUACAUACGAGAUGGAGAAAAAUAGAGGCUUGACUCGUUACCGAAAGAAGUUGACAAAGACUGCAAGGAAGAAAUACAAGUUGAAGCACCAAAAGGCGGUGGUGCGUCGCAAAGGACAGGUGCGUGAAGCUAGGCGCCCAUCUGGUCCAUAUGGUGGUGAGGUCUCUGGUAUUAAUGUGAACAUCAGCCACAGUGUUAGGUUCCAUUGAGCCCGCUGUUUUCACUAGUUGUUUUCACUUGUGUUUGGAGCUUGGGAGAUUUUCUCCUAGCCUCACUACAUUUUAUUUUUUUUCGUUCUUUCUUAAUUUAUGAGUCAUUGAGUUUGUGUUAAGCCUUCAGCAAAUUAUCCUUAACUAGUUUAUGAAAGUAGUUUUUUUGUUUUUGGAUAAUUCGGUGGGGAAGACAGACGGCCCCCGUAUUUUCAAUAGAUUAGGGGAGUUACAUUUUGAAGGUGUUAAUUGGGGGUGUCAGCGGUAGGAAUGGUUAACUGGGUGUGGGGAUGCUACCACCUAUGUUCCUAGGAAGUUGUCUUUGUAUGAGUUAGAGAAAUUUUGAGAAAUUUGCCGAAUCAUGGAUAUUCUUCAAUCGGAAUUAUUUGGAAUUUUGCUGAUGAGUUAA